Molecule: messenger RNA, 3412 nt
Organism: Cuscuta europaea
Lineage: Eukaryota; Viridiplantae; Streptophyta; Magnoliopsida; Solanales; Convolvulaceae
Source: the annotation of a GenBank genome assembly
CCUAAUUACUAAUGUACCAAACAAUUACAAAAAGAACAGAAGUUUUUUCUUUAAAUUGAAACAAAACAAAAAGAUCAUUUCACUGCCGUUGAUUACUACUACGUAGUACUAUUAUUCCUCCAAAACAUUAAUUCAACCCCAACUUGGAAAACGGGCCACCAGAAUUGGCAGCUACAAUAUCUCCUCCUUUCUUGCGAUUCAUAUGCAGAGGCCAUUGCUUCAUCUUUUUCCAGAGGAGGCAAUGGAAGAUCCACAACCUCAAACAUUACUGCAAAAGAUCUAUGCCUAUAAAACAAUGGUAUGGGAGGCUUAUAGAAGCAAGCCAAUCUCAAUAUGGAUUCUGCUACUCAUAAGUUCAGCAUCAAUGUUAGUUGCAUUUCCUGCGUCCAGCCUCUUGUCCCGCCUUUAUUUUGCCAACGGUGGGAAAAGCAAAUGGAUUAUUUCGUGGGUUGCGGUUGCGGGUUGGCCCCUCACUGCCCUCAUCUUGGUCCCCAUGUACUUUUUUCUCGAAAUACAUCCCACUCCAUUGGACCUCAAGUUGAUCAUCUCAUAUGUUGUGUUGGGAUUUUUAAGUGCUGCUGAUAAUCUCAUGUAUGCUUAUGCCUAUGCAUACCUCCCAGCUUCUACUGCUGCUCUUAUUGCAUCCACAUCACUUGUUUUUUCCGCACUUUUCGGGUUCCUUUUAGUGAAAAACAAGAUGAAUGCGUCUAUUAUUAACUCGAUCGUGAUCAUCACUGCUGCCAUGGUCAUUGUUGCACUGGAUUCUAACUCCGACAGAUACGGGUACAUAACUAACCAUGAAUACGCAAUGGGGUUUGUGUGGGAUAUUGUGGCCUCUGCCCUUCACGGGCUGAUAUUCGCUCUUUCGGAGCUGGUCUUUGUUAAACUGCUCGGCAGGAUAUCUUUCCAUGUCGUGUUGGAACAACAGUUAAUGGUUUCUCUCUUUGGGUUCCUCUUCACGACGGUUGGGAUGGUCGUAACGGGCGGUUUCCAGGGUAUGAAAUCCGAGGCGGCAACUUUUGAGGGCGGGGAGUCUUCGUACUAUCAAGUGAUCGUUUGGUCCAUUUUAACCUUCCAAUUCGGUGUUCUUGGAAGCACGGCGGUUGUGUUUAUCGCGUCCACCGUGCUCGCGGGUGUCCUGAAUGCUAUAAGAGUGCCCAUCACAAACAUCGCUGCGGUUGUGUUGCUGAGUGACCCAAUGAGUGGGUUCAAGAUCAUUUCUUUGAUAAUUACAUUUUGGGGAUUUUGCUCUUAUAUAUACGGCAGCUACCCCAUGAAGAAAGAUUCAUCCUUACACAAUGAAAGCAGAGAAACAAGAGAAGCAAGCAAUUGAAAGAUAUAUAUACUUGUAUUCUGAUUCAUAAUUUAUGACAGGCCAAUGAUAAACCUUAUGUCUUUUCCACUUUGUGCUGUGGCACCAUUCUUAGAAGCAGGCCUAGUAUUUUUUUUUUUGGAGAGGGCUGCUCCACUAUAGUGUAUUCAUAGUUGUUACGGUGGGGUUUUGUGGCGCGGCGCCUCCAAACUGCCAUACCGCCAUGGCGAUAUGGCGCCCGUCGUGGCGGCAUCGCGGUGAUAAGUCGACAUAGGUGUACUAAUAAAUUCAUAAUAUGUUGGGAGAACUAUCAAAUAAGCCCUCGAACUUUCAUAAAAAGUGCAAAUAAGCCUUUUUACAGGAAGCUUUGUCCGGCUGUCGCCAUUUGGGGCGGUUUCCGGUGGAAUUUUUUAAUGAAAUUUUUUGAGCAUCUCGAUUGAAGUUUAGUCAUGGCUAGAGGAAGGAAGGAUCGUUGUAUGUGAUGCAAGCUAAGCUCUGCAAAGGAAAAGUAAAUGUAACCACUGAUGACAUGGAGGUAUGACAUAAACGACUUGGCCACAUCAGUGAGAAAGGACUUCACAUAUUUGUCAAGGUGCAGGUUUGCUACUACCCCCAAUUAAGUCGGGAGGGGAGAUGUUGUUGGGAUCCCUCCUUAAUUGGAGAGAUUCUAGAAAAUUCUAGAGCUUUCUAGAGAAGUAUAGAAUUUGUAGAACGUUCUAGAGAAUCCUAAAGAAGUCUAGAACUCUCUAGAAGCUCAUGGAAGAGUGUGAAAUUCUCUGAAAUAUUCUGGAGAUGUGUGGAACCUUAUGAAAUCUUAUGGAAAAGUAUGUAAGUAUAUGAAAUGGAAUGGAGGGGUGUAGAGAUUCCUUGGAGUUCUCUAGAAUAUGUAGGCAUAUAUAGAGAAUUCUAAAGAACUACUCUCCACCAUUUAUUAUGGAGGUGGAGUAGUAUAAAUAGGAGUAGAUGUCAUCAUUUCUAACCAUCGUAGCAAGAGAGAAUUCACUUUUUAGAGUGAAAAAGUUAGAGAGCCUUUUUGAGAGAGAAGUGAGAUAGCUUGGGAAGUCUCUAUCCUCAAACUUGAGUGAACCAUCAUUUAGUGAGACAAUUUUGUAACAUCAUUGUAAAUACUACUCCAACAUAGUGGAGAAAUCUUUCCACUAUACUAUUCUUUUGUAUAGUGGAAAAAUCUUCGAGAAUUUAAAUUGUGUGCUCUCAUUACUACCUUAAUUCCUAAGUGUCUAUGUCUAUCUUAAAUUCACGAAGCGGAAAGGUCCGUGUUUUUCCAACAGCGAUACCAACCCAACAAUAUCAAGAAUGUUUGCAUAAGUAACUCAUAUUAGAUGCAUUGUUGUUAAUACCAUUCACACCCUUCUCCAGGAUCUAGUUAUUAAUGAUAAUUCUUUUGCCAAUAUUUGAACCAGAACCCCACUCAUUGUUUGUUAACUUGUGAUUAAAGUUCAAUUUACAUCCGUAUAACGGUUUGGUCUGUACUGAGCGCACUUAAAGAUGAAGUGUCAAUCUUUUUUUAGUUAUUAAUGAUAGUUCUAAUAAAAAUCCCUAGGCCUCUAGCCUAAUAGUGUGCAUCCGUUACUUAUUUUAUAACCCUAAAAUCUUUACAUUUUUUUAGGUAUUAUGGCUACGGUCUCCAACUAGUUUGCCGCCACCAACCCCACAGUUGAGCAGUCAUUUGCGGUGCUUCACUUUUAACGGACAUCGACGCCACCUGUAAAGUACAGUAGCUUGAUUGAUUAUUUACUCUUGUAUUUUUUCAUACUGAAUGGAUUCUGAUCUUUCGCAAUAUAUUUUCACCCCUUUUUGAAUGGAAAUCUUCUUGCAAUCCAUUUAUUAAGAUUGGGGGAUUCCUGUUUUGAAUGGAACUCAUGUUUUUAACAAGUUUGCUAAGGGAAACAUCCAAGCAAUGAAUAUCGAUCUUUCAUUCCUUUCUUGAAAAGAGAGAAUGAAUGUAAGCAAGCGUAGAUAGGCAAGGGAAGUAUGGGGACUUCUUGAACAUACCUCACAUACAUAUGAUCUAUCCAAAUAACAGGAGAGACUCAUAGGGAAAGAGAAAUAAAUCACAUACUCAUCGUCGAAACUUGAAUA